Molecule: messenger RNA, 1344 nt
Organism: Paracoccidioides brasiliensis Pb18
Exons: 6
Coding region: 1-1344 (447 amino acids)
Biological process (GO): vesicle-mediated transport; intracellular protein transport
Cellular component (GO): clathrin-coated vesicle; clathrin adaptor complex
Molecular function (GO): clathrin-cargo adaptor activity
Source: RefSeq, a predicted model, not a curated record
AUGGCGUCUGCGAUAUUUUUCCUGGACCUGAAGGGCAAGACCCUUCUUGCCCGCAACUAUAGAGGAGAUAUUCCCAUGUCCGCAGUCGAGAAAUUUCCUAUCCUCCUUAGCGAAGCAGAGGAAGAGAGCUCUGCUGUUCCUCCAUGCUUUUCUGAUGAAGGCAUAAACUAUCUUUAUAUCCGCCAUAGCAACCUUUACGUCCUCGCGUUAACGAAACGGAAUACAAAUGCAGCAGAAAUCUUGCUUUUCCUACACAAGAUCGUCGAGGUCUUCACCGAAUACUUCAAGGAGCUGGAGGAAGAGAGUAUCAGAGAUAACUUUGUUAUCAUUUAUGAAUUGCUCGACGAGAUGAUGGACUUCGGCUACCCGCAAACUACAGAGUCUAAAAUAUUGCAAGAGUACAUAACGCAAGAAUCACAUAAACUUGAGAUACAAGCACGGCCUCCGAUCGCUGUUACGAAUGCCGUGUCAUGGAGAAGUGAAGGAAUCCGAUACCGCAAGAAUGAAGUGUUCCUGGACGUGGUGGAAUCCUUGAACCUUCUUGUAUCCGCCAAUGGCAACGUUCUCCGAUCCGAAAUUCUGGGGGCCAUCAAAAUGAAGUGCUAUUUAAGUGGUAUGCCAGAAUUGAGACUAGGUUUGAACGAUAAAGCAAUGUUUGAAACAACAGGCAGGGCAACGAGGGGUAAGGCUGUUGAAAUGGAGGACGUAAAGUUCCAUCAAUGCGUUCGAUUAUCGCGGUUUGAGAACGACCGGACCAUCAGCUUUAUUCCUCCCGACGGAGAAUUUGAACUUAUGAGUUAUCGUUUAAAUACUCAAGUGAAGCCUCUCAUUUGGGUUGAAUGUGUGGUGGAGUCUCAUUCAGGUUCACGCAUUGAAUACAUGCUUAAGGCCAAAGCCCAGUUCAAACGUCGGAGUACCGCGAACAAUGUUGAUAUUUUAGUCCCCGUUCCAGAAGACGCUGAUUCUCCGCGAUUCCGAACUAACAUCGGUUCUGUCCACUACGCACCAGAGAAAUCUGCAAUAAUAUGGAAGAUCAAACAAUUUGGUGGAGGAAAAGAAUUUCUGAUGCGUGCUGAGCUAGGAUUACCGUCAGUGAAAGGCGACGAUGAACAUGGAGGCGGUAUGACAGGUGGAUUUGGAGGUAGUAUGGGAGGAGCUGGACAGACUGGGAAAGGCAAACGUCCCAUCAAUGUCAAAUUUGAAAUUCCAUAUUUCACCACCAGUGGAAUCCAAGUCCGUUACCUGAAGAUCAUUGAACCUAAGCUCCAAUACCCAUCGCUCCCAUGGGUACGAUACAUCACACAAUCAGGCGAUAUUGCGGUCCGCCUUCCUGACGUGCAAUGA